GUAUAGUAUUCCGUUAACAGUUGUGUAUUUACGAUGAAAUGUUCUCAAAUCAACUAAAAGAAUGUAAGAUCUUCUCUAAAAUCGAUUUGACAUGUUGUGUUAUUGAAAACGAGGCAGGGCGGAAGCGGGAAUUUUUCAAACUUGAAAAUGGAAAUUUCUGAAGAAAUUGAUCAAAAUCCAGUAAUUCCAGCUGAUGAAAAUGAUGAAGGUGAAGUCCAAGAAAAUGGAGAAGGACAGUAUGCUACAUUACUGCGUGAAGCACUAGAUAAAACGAUCUCAAGAUGUCUCUCCGUUGGAAAGUUGAAGUUAUUUGUCAAGAACUUUCAGCCAAUUUUUGAGAAGCAACCAAAAAUGCUGAAAAAUAUCCAUACACAGUUUUCCAAACAACUUGAAACUGUCAUAAAGCAAGAAGUUGAUGGAAUGUUGGAAGAAGAAAAGGUGAUCCCGCUUCUUGAAGAUUUGGAGAAAAUUGUUGCAGAUUCCCCUGACAGAAUAGCAUGGAGACCCAGUGGUGAUGUGGAUGCUGACAUGAGAUCACACCUAAUGCCUAUCAAAGUCAGACAAAAACAAAAGCUUCAGAGAAUCUUAACAUCUAUUGAAGAAGAAAAUAAAAGUCUGGAAAAAGCUAUGGCUCACCGUCAAAAACAUCUUGAGGCCUCACAGAAAAAAUUAGAGGCAAAAACACAGAAUAUUCAUCAGACAUACGACACAUGCUGGGGCAAUAUGGCUCUCAUGAGUCAGCUCAGGAACUCUUUGAUACAACAGACUUUGCAAUGAUCUAGAGUCCAACAGGAUUAUGGAGUUGCUUUGUGAACAAUGCUGAAUUGCUUGGUGAAC
Molecule: messenger RNA, 837 nt
Organism: Owenia fusiformis
Lineage: Eukaryota; Metazoa; Annelida; Polychaeta; Sabellida; Oweniidae
Source: the annotation of a GenBank genome assembly